Messenger RNA from Anneissia japonica, 2282 nucleotides. RefSeq names its product polyamine oxidase 1-like. The transcript is spliced from 5 exons. The record is from RefSeq and is a predicted model, not a curated record. The coding region runs from base 108 to 1718 and encodes 536 amino acids. Gene Ontology annotation, molecular function: oxidoreductase activity. Lineage: Eukaryota; Metazoa; Echinodermata; Crinoidea; Comatulida; Comatulidae.
GAAUUCAGGUGACUUCCUACUAUUGUUAUUGCUUGCGGUGGUAAGGUAUUCGGUUUCAUAAUGUACAGGCGGUAAUUCAAGUCUCAGAGGCAUAACCAAAUACUGUAAUGUGGUCGAGCUCUCUACGUUUUCUGUUCGUUCUUCUGACAACACAAACAACAUAUGGAAAAGAGGACGUAUCAUAUAGACCCAGUAACCCUACUACUACUACGGAUGAGCCAAUUUCUGUUUUGAUAAUCGGAGCUGGGGCGUCGGGAUUAAAAGCAGCUCAGACUCUUGUGGACAACGGGGUUGAGGAUUUCUUGAUCCUUGAAGCUGCGAAUUACAUUGGAGGACGGGUACAUGAUGUUGAGUUUGGAGGGAUACGUGUAGAAAGAGGUGCGAACUGGGCCCAGCCAGUUGGUGGAAGUGUGCAGAAGAUGGUAUGGAAGCUAGGCAUGAAAACUCACCAAAGUAACUGGUUUUCUAUGGUUGUUUACAACAGCACAGGUCACAAUGUUACGGCAGAAGCUCUUCCUGUGUGGAAUCAGACUGUAGAAAAAAUGUACAGUGCCAUGUCUAUAGCCGAUGAUUUAAAUGCGUUACAUGAUCCGGACAUGUCAGUGAGAGAUGGACUUCGAUCCGUACGGUGGCAUCCCAAGACAGAUAUUCAACAAACAAUCGAAUGGGCUACGCUUGACUUCGAAAACGGAGACGCACCGGAGUUUGCAUCGUUGAAGUCCAAUGCCUUGGUGAAAGAUGAAUUCAACAAACGUGUCCCCGAUGACAAGAAGCCAACGUUAAUUAUCGAUCAGCGUGGAUACAAAUACAUUUUUAAUGCCACAAUGCCAUUUUUAAGCGAUGAGAAAUUGAGGAAGAACAUUAUCUUGAACAAGAAAGUGGCAACCAUUGACCAAUCGUCUGGUGAUGUCGUCGUGGUUACUUGUGACAACGGCGAGAUUUUCAAAGCGUCACGAGUCCUGGUUACUGUCAGUUGCGCCAUACUCCAAAACAAUGGAAUUGAAUUUAUACCAGAUCUUCCUGAUUGGAAAAUCAGAACUAUUAACCGAUUUCGCAUGGCGUCUUACAGUAAAAUAUACCUUAAAUUUCCUAUAAAUUUCUGGGGAGACCGUGAAAUAUUAUUACGUCCCAGCAACCACAGGGGACGGUAUCCUAUAUUUACAAAUUUAGAAGCAAAGGGUUUGUUUCCAGUCGGAACAAAUAUUUUAAUGGCAGAACUUACUGGUGCAGAGUCUCUACGAGUUGAAGCUCUGGCAGAUGAAGCCAUAAAAGCCGAAAUCGAAACUGUGCUACGUGAAAUAUUUGGCGAGGAUACACCAAACGCAACGGAUAUAUUCGUAUCUGGUUGGUCGCGAAACCCCCUGACUUUAGGAGCAUAUUCUAUUUGGCCACCCGAAAUGGAGCAGGAAUGCUUCGUAAAGAUGCAAUCACGGGUAAAUAAUGUCUUUUUUGCCGGAGAAUAUACCAGUGAAGAUAAUGGUUUUGUUCAAGGUGCCCUCGAAAGUGGAGAAAGAGAAGGGAUUAAGAUCGCCUUGUGUCGGAAUAGAAGCUCAUGUCCGCAUUGGCCUGCCAAUCAAUCUUGUUUUUGUGGCCCGCUAAUCAAUCUUGACUACAAUACCGCGACGAUGAUAGCCGUAAAAUACAAACUAUUAUUCAUUUCAUUAUUAUUAUUAUUUACAAUAAAUGUGUUUGAUACAAUAGGCCUACAUAUACUCUAGAUUUAAAUGUUUGUAUCUUAUGUACACCCCAUUGGCGGCGGGAUGUUUUUCAAAGUUGGGGGCGGGGGGCAUUUCAUAAGGUCCAGUAUACGAUCGAAGUGAGCAUCUACGCUGGGGGCCAGGGGGACGCCAAGCGCCCCCGAUAGGGGUAUUUGACGAAAUUUUGUGAAUUUUAUUAGUUUUUUUCAUAGGCAUCAAGCUAUACUGUAAUAUGACUUAAUUUCCAGUGGCGCAUCCAGGAAACCAAAAUACAGGUGGCCCGAGAGGUACUUUCACAGAUGGAGGAUCUAUACCAUCCCAGCCACGAUAGUUCUGAAAAGAAUUGUUUUAAACUACUGUGUUUUUUUUAUGUGUACAUGUUACGUCUCAGAGGAUCGUCUUUGGAGUUCCUUUCACUAUAGAAUUUUCUCAAUAUUUGUUGAAAUAUUGUUAGAAAAAAGCUUUGUAUGUUUUUAUGGUCAUAAGGCUGAACCAUUCAAUUAAUGAAGGGCGUGUGAGGAGUUGGGAAGGAGAGGUAGGUUCUAGCCUAACAAAUUUACAAUAAAGAGUAAAGCAUUAAGGCAA